Messenger RNA from Lingula anatina, 3931 nucleotides. RefSeq names its product PAN2-PAN3 deadenylation complex catalytic subunit PAN2-like. NCBI's taxonomy places the organism in Eukaryota, Metazoa, Brachiopoda, Lingulata, Lingulida, Lingulidae. The record is from RefSeq and is a predicted model, not a curated record. Gene Ontology annotation, molecular function: protein binding; nucleic acid binding; poly(A)-specific ribonuclease activity. Gene Ontology annotation, cellular component: PAN complex; P-body. Gene Ontology annotation, biological process: mRNA processing; nuclear-transcribed mRNA poly(A) tail shortening.
UAGUUAUGGAGAGGUGAUUUUCAUGGAUCAGUUUAAACAAAAACAUUGCCGAAUUCGAACCGUUGCUCUCUGAUCUUAUCUCGCCGGUGGGGAUGGAGUUUCACCCCACUAUUCCACCAGGAGACCUUCCCCCUGCUGAGACUGCAGUUGAAGGUUACCAUGACAGCAGUCUCCAGGGAGACUUGGGUCUCUAUGGUGACCAGUUGCCAGGCAGCAUGGAGCAUGAAUACAAGGAGUUCCACAGCAUCUUGGUGGACGGUGGCAGCCAUUUUGGAGUGUCAGCUGUGGCGUUUGAUGGCCAGGAAGAGCUGCUGUGGAUGGGUAACCAAGGGGGUCAUGUGACAUCAUACUAUGGCCAGGGCAUGCAGAAGUACACAUCAUUCCAAGUGGAUGCCAGGUUUGAUGUGAGGCAGCUCCUCACUCUGGACACGGGCGUCCUCUCUCUGAUGAGGAACCAUCUGAGGUGUUCUCACAGGUUUGGGAGGACACUGUUUGACUAUGGAGAUGAGAGGUUACAGGACAUGCAGUGUAUGCUGCAGACAGGUGGAGAUAAGCUACUUCUGGGAGGUCACCAGACCAAGAUGCUGGAACUGGACCUGAACAGUGUCCAGGUGGUCAAAGAGGUUGAUGUAGAAGAAGCCGGAUGUGCCAUAAUGAGGCAGACCAACAAGUACCUGUUCAGUGGCGACACCAGUGGCAAGGUGACCCUCAGAGACCCCCGCACACUGAAGUCGGAGCAUGUGUUAGAGGCUCACACUGGAACACUCUCUGAUAUGGAUGUACAUGAAAACCUGCUGAUCACCUGUGGAUUCACCAGCAGGAACAACAUGGGUAACAUGGCUGUGGAUCGUUUCCUGAAAGUGUACGACCUGCGCAUGCUGCGUGCGGUGACCCCAAUACAGCUGAUGAUAGACCCCAUGUUCCUCAGGUUUAUGCCGACGUACUCCACCAGAAUCGCUGUCAUUUCUCAAGCAGGCCAGUUCCAGCUAACAGACACAGGCGCUGUUACGCCAGCCUCCCUGUUCAUGUACCAGGUCCACACAGAGGGCGCUGGCAUCAUGGCCUUUGACGUCUCCACCUCCUGCCAGACCAUGGCGUUUGGUGACAGCGCAGGUAUUUUACACCUGUAUGCUACAGGAGAACAUGCUGUGUACAACACCUUCUCCAGACCCACAGAGUUUGCUGAUCAGCCUCGUCCUCUCCAGCCAAUCAGCAUCACUGAUGAGUUGACGCCCUACGCCAUCAUACCAAUGCCGUACCCAGACAGUAGCCAGAAACUGCUCUCUGAUUGGCCAGAACAUCUGUGUCAGCGCGUCUACAGGAAAACUCAGAAUAUAGACAACGAGAUUCUGCGCUCCAUCAUGACGCGAGAUAACAUGGGGUACGCCCCCAACCCUGGUAUAAAACAGCGGAACCAGGUCCCUUAUAAAGUCAAUACAGGCACUACCAAGGGCAGGCACAGAAAACCUAGUGUUCCUGAGUCUCCACUAGGAAGAGGUGACGAUCCCUUUGUCUCUGUCCCCAAGACCUACCAGAAGGUGGAGGUGAAAUAUUCCAAGCAUGGCUGGGAGGACUUUGACUUCAGACAUUACAACAAGACCAACUUUGCUGGCCUGGAGACACACAUUCCUAAUGCCUACUGCAAUGCCAUGCUGCAGGUGCUGUACUUUAUAGAACCCCUGAGAUGUGUAUUGGAAAGUCAUCUCUGUCUGAAGGAGUUCUGUCUCUCCUGUGAGCUGGGAUUUCUGUUCCAUAUGUUGGACAAACAGAAGGGGCAGACAUGUCAGGCGAGUAAUUUCCUGAGAGCUUUCCGUACAAUCCCAGAAGCCUCUGCGUUGGGUCUUAUCCUCAACGACAAUGAAGAAUCCAGCGCAAAGACCAACUUCUCCCGUCUCAUCCAAAGCUGGAGUCGUUUCAUAGCACAACAGCUACAUACUGAAACCUCCCAGAAGACCAAGACCAAGAUAGCAGAGAUAAUUGAGAAAGAAGAGCGGAGACAGCAGGAGGAGCACGAACAUGAACAGACAGCUGAUGAAGGGACUACAGAGGCGACACCUACAGUUGAGGAGGCGACUGAAGCACAACCCUCAGCAGAACUUUCUGCAGAUGAAGAGAAGGAGAAAGAAAAUGAGAAAGCUGAGGAAAAAGUUGAAGUGACAAGGAGUGGAGAGAUCUCCCCUCAGACCACGAUACCUGGCCGGCUGUUCUACACAGAAGUGAUCAGCUCAUUCAAGUGUCGCUGUGGUCUCAGCAGUUCCAGAGCAGGGACGUCCACACUGUGUAAUCUUACAUAUCCCGAGAUAGAUGACAGUAAAGGUCUGGUACAGUAUACAUUUGCUGAUGUACUCAGACACAGUAUGGUAUCAGAGCAGAACACACAGGCCUGGUGUAACACCUGCUCCAGAUAUCAGCCUCAUGUCCAAACCAAAGUAUUGAAGAAUCUACCAGAUGUCCUGGGGGUGAACUGUAAACUGGACAAUGAGAGAGAUCUGGAGUUUUGGAGUACCCAGAAGAUGUUAUUAAAGAGACGACAGGAGGAAAUGGAGGCCAGGAAUCCAGAUUUACAAAUGGCUGCCGCCUACGCUGCUGCCAUGCAGAGGAAGCCAUGCAGAUAUGGCGCUGCCUGCACUCGCAAGGAUUGCCACUUCUGGCACAAUGAUCCAGAGAAAGAUAAGAUAGAAAUAAAGAAGUCUGAAGAUGAACCUGGCUGGAUUCCAUUUCUGUUGAAAAUGAGGCUGACACCAGAGGGCAGUGUGGAGGUGGAGGAACAAGAAGUGACAGAAGAGAGGUUUAUCCCAGAGCCAGGUUACACGUAUUACGAUCUGCUGGCCACUGUGGCGCACGUGAAGGAUGCCAAGACAGGAGGUAACCUGGUCAGCCAUGUCAAGGUUGGGGAGACGUACCACCAGAGGAAAGAGGGCGUCACUUGUACACAGUGGUAUCUCUUCAAUGACUUCUCCAUCACUCCCAUAGAAGAGCAAGAGGCAGUCCAGUUCAACCUGGAGUGGAAGUUUCCAUGUCUGAUCUACUUUAUAAGAAAAGAUCUUAACCAACAUUAUGACAUACAGAUCAAGAACCCUGUCAGCUCAGAUGUGCUGUUUGCUGAUGCCUCAUUAGUCAACCCCAAGAGAAGGAAGAUCACCUACUCCCCUCUCAGCCUGGAUGAGCUGCCACAGAAAGGAGACCUGGUGGGUCUGGACGCUGAGUUUGUCUCCCUCAAUCAGGAAGAAGCAGAGUUGAGAAGUGAUGGGACACGUUCUACUAUCAAACCCUCCCAAAUGUCUGCAGCUAGGAUUACCUGUAUAAGAGGACAAGGAGAGGGUGAGGGGGAACCCUUUAUAGAUGAUUAUAUUGCUACUCAGGAACAAGUAGUAGAUUACUUGACCCAGUUUUCUGGCAUCAAACCUGGAGACCUGGAUGUGACAGUGUCCUCCAAGCACCUGACCACGCUGAAGUCUGCAUACAUCAAGCUCAGGUAUUUGGUGGACACUGGGGUGGUCUUUGUGGGCCACGGCCUGAAGAAGGACUUCAGAGUGAUUAAUUUGGUGGUACCUAAAGACCAGAUAGUGGACACUGUCCAUUUGUUCCACCUGCCACGCCAGAGAAUGAUCUCCCUGAAGUUUCUGGCCUGGUAUUUCUUAGGUAAGUGCUGUAGUACAAAUCUGUGACAACAUUAAUAAUAUAGAAGUACCUGACUGACCAUGCAAAUCCUGAAAUUUAAGUGGAAAGUCUGAAGUUUUCCUCAGCUUCAUUUGAUAAAGCAAGAAGUGUUAGCAGUGAACUGUGGUAGUGAAAUAUUUGAUGAACUAUUUCAUAUCAUUAUGUAAGAUGAAAUUUUUUAUACUGUAAGAGAGUUGCGGGAGAGUUGCAUGUAUGGUCUUUAUUUAAAUCAUGCAUUCAAGCCCAUUUGUUUUCAAAUUACAGUGUUUUC